AUGAGGACGGCGGCGGCCGGCGAUGGCGACCACCCCCUCGCCGCCGCGGCGUCGUCGGCGGCGGAGCACAAGGUGAACCUGUCGGCGCGGCAGCCGUUCGUGCAGGCUCUGCGCACGGGCCUGGCGGAGACGUUCUUCCCCGACGACCCGUUCCGGGGCUUCGGGUGGCGCCCGCCCGCUGCGCGGGCGUGGGGCGCGCUCAAGUACUUCGUGCCGGCCCUGGAGUGGGCGCCGCGGUACAGCGUCGGCAAGUUCAAGUACGACCUCCUCGCCGGCGUCACCAUCGCCAGCCUCGCCAUCCCGCAGGGCAUCAGCUACGCCAAGCUCGCCAACCUCCCGCCCAUCAUCGGCCUCUAUUCCAGUUUCGUGCCGCCACUGCUGUACGCGGUGUUCGGGAGCUCGAACAACCUGGCGGUGGGCACGGUGGCGGCGGCGUCGCUGCUGCUUGCGUCCAUCAUCGAGACGGAGGUCCCGCCGGAAGAGAACCCGCAGCUGUACCUGCAGCUCUUCUACACCGCCGCCUUCUUCACCGGCGUCUUCCAGACCGCACUAGGCGUCUUCAGGUUAGGGCUGAUAGUGGAUUUCCUGUCGCGGUCGACGAUCACCGGGUUCAUGGGCGGCACGGCGGCGAUCAUCAUUAUGCAGCAGCUCAAGGGGAUGCUGGGGAUGAAGCACUUCACGCCCAAGACAGACCUCAUCUCCGUCAUGCGCUCCAUCUUCCAUUACAGGCACGAGUGGAAGUGGCAGAGUGCAGUUCUUGGCAUAUGCUUCCUCCUGCUCUUGUUGUCAAGCAAGCACUUGAGGAAGAAAAGGCCAAAUUUGUUCUGGGUGUCGGCCAUUGCGCCUUUCAUGGUCGUGGUCAUCGGCGGCAUCUUCGCCUUCCUAGUCAAAGGAAACGAGCAUGGCAUCCCAAUUGUUGGCGAUCUGAAGAAAGGGAUCAACCCGCUGUCUAUUUCACAGCUGACGUUUACAGACAAGCACGUCAAUACGGCCGUGAAAGCAGGUUUCUUGUCUGGGAUCCUGGCACUGGCAGAAGGAAUCGCCGUCGGGCGGAGCCUGGCGCUGAUAAAGAACGAGCAGAUCGACGGGAACAAGGAGAUGGUCGCAUUCGGCAUCAUGAACAUCGCCGGGUCCUUCACUUCUUGCUACCUCACCACAGGUCCGUUCUCCAAGUCGGCGGUGAACUUCCACGCCGGGUGCCGGACGCCAAUGUCCAACGUGGUGAUGUCGGUGUGCAUCAUGCUGGUGCUGCUGUUCCUGGCGCCGCUCUUCAAGUACACCCCGCUGGUGGCGCUCUCCUCCAUCAUCGUCGUCGCCAUGAUCGGGCUCAUCAAGGUCAAGGAGUUCUGCCACCUCUACCGGGUGGACAAGUUCGACUUCUGCAUCUGCAUGGUCGCCUUCAUCGGCGUCAUCUUCUUCACCAUGGUCAUCGGCCUCAGUGCAUCGGUGGGCUUGUCAGUGAUCAGGGCACUGUUGCAUGUGGCGAGACCUAAAACCUGCAAGCUCGGAAGCAUCGCGGGAGGCGAGCUCUUCCGCGACGUCAGGCACUACCCGAACGCGAGGAACAUCCCCAACGUCCUCGUUUUGCAGCUGGGAUCUCCGAUAUAUUUCGUCAAUGCAGGUUACUUGCGAGAAAGGAUUUUAAGAUGGGUGGAAGAUGAGGAGAACGCCAGCAAGCUUGACGGGCAAGAUUUGCAAUACGUGGUCCUUGAUCUUGGUGGUGUGACUUCAAUCGACAACACGGGGAUUGGGAUGCUAGUAGAGGUUCACAAGAGCCUUGAUCGUAAAGGGAUCAGGAUAGCGCUGACGAACCCCAGGCUGGAGGUGACAGAGAAGCUGGUGCUGUCUGGGUACAUCAAGGACAUCAUAGGGGAGGAGUGGGUGUUCCUCACGGUGAAGGACGCCAUCACGGCGUGCCGGUACGCGCUCCAGAGAUCUAGAAGCAAGGAAGACGGUGAAGUAUAG
Miscanthus lutarioriparius is the source of this 1965-nucleotide messenger RNA. The record is from the annotation of a GenBank genome assembly. Lineage: Eukaryota; Viridiplantae; Streptophyta; Magnoliopsida; Poales; Poaceae.